This is a messenger RNA of Emys orbicularis (European pond turtle), 639 nucleotides long. It is a transcript of the gene C2H8orf82, whose product is annotated as chromosome 2 C8orf82 homolog. The transcript has 3 exons. Lineage: Eukaryota; Metazoa; Chordata; Testudines; Emydidae. The coding region runs from base 1 to 639 and encodes 212 amino acids. The record is from RefSeq and is a predicted model, not a curated record.
AUGAGGCUGCUCCGCGGCGGGCUCCGCGUCCUGCUCCGGCCCGGCGGCUGCCCCGGGCCCGCGGGCCCCGCCGCCUACACGCAGGGCCAGAGCCCCUCGCCCCGCGCCCGGGAGUAUUUCUACUACAUCGACUACCAGGGCCAGCUUUUCCUGGACGAUGCCAAAGUGAAGAACUUCAUCACCUGUUUUAAAGAUAAGCAGUUCCUCGCCUUCUUCUUCAAACAACUACAGCUGAACCGGAGCGGGCGCUACCAGGACGCCUUCCCCUACCUCUCCCCCUGCGGCCGAGAGCACAACUUCGUGCGCUGCGACGACCGCCCCAUCGUCUUCACCCACCUGCUGCGGGGCCAGGCGGGCGAGGAGCUGCUCUCCUACUGCGGCGGCGGAGACAGGCUGGUGGUCGGCUUCGAGCCAGAGAAGCUGGUGAUGUUCCCCGAGAACGGGCGCGUCUAUCACCCGGCCCCGCAGAAAGCCGGCGGCGUGGGGCUGGUGAAAUCAUCCCUGGCCUUUGAGCUGAGCCCCUGCUUUGAGUACAGCCAGGGCGCCGGCGGGCCCCCCACCCACUUCCGCUGGCAGGGCAAGCGCUACCCCCUCACCAAUGAGCUGGUGCAGCUGAUCCGCUCAAACAGCAGCGCCUGA